This is a messenger RNA of Aspergillus nidulans FGSC A4, 1782 nucleotides long. It is a transcript of the gene sidI, whose product is annotated as protein sidI. The coding region runs from base 1 to 1782 and encodes 593 amino acids. NCBI's taxonomy places the organism in Eukaryota, Fungi, Ascomycota, Eurotiomycetes, Eurotiales, Aspergillaceae. The transcript is spliced from 5 exons. Gene Ontology annotation, cellular component: peroxisome. The record is from RefSeq and is a predicted model, not a curated record.
AUGGCCGGUCCCGUCCGCCGCCUCCAACAGACGCUUUCGCACCUGCAAGCCCCUCAACCCCAGCAGCUCUCCAUUGUUUAUGGGCCGACGGAACCGGAAUUGCUCGACGUCACUCUCGGCGAGCUCCUAACCCUUCAGAGCCUGCAAUAUGGAGACUACGAGUGUCUUGUCUUUCCCUGGACCGGCGCGCGAUGGACAUACGCAGAUCUGAACGAUGAAGCGGAUCGCGUUGCGCGCGGCAUGUUGGCGAUGGGGAUCAAAAAGGGGGACCGGGUAGGCAUCAUGGCGGGGAACUGCGAGCAGUAUAUCUCGAUUUUCUUUGCUGCGGCGCGGGUUGGUGCGAUUCUCGUGGUGCUCAAUAAUACAUACACACCGAGCGAGCUGUAUUAUGCGUUGGAUCAUACCGGUACUGACUCCUGGUUUUCUAAUUUUUUUUUCUUAAAUGGAACUCAGAAUACUGAUCAUCACUCUCUCGAAGACGUCCUCGCGGAGCUGGGUCCACACCCAAAGGCAUCCGGAACAUCCAAAGCCCUCGAAGAGAUCGUCGUCAUUCGCGGCACAUACAAGGACUUCACCACCUAUGCGCAGGUCAUCGAGCGCGGCCUCCCGCUUCCUCCAAACACUCUCCCCGAGCGUGAGAGCCAGUUACAGACCGAAGAUGUCUGCAAUCUUCAGUUCACGAGUGGCUCAACGGGGAACCCAAAGGCCGCCAUGUUGACGCAUCACAACCUAGUAAACAACUCGCGCUUCAUCGGCGAUCGCAUGAACCUCACCUCCUUCGACAUCCUCUGCUGCCCGCCUCCUCUCUUCCACUGCUUCGGCCUGGUCCUCGGCAUGCUGGCCGUCGUAACGCACGGGUCCAAGAUCAUCUUCCCGAGCGAGACCUUUGACCCCCUCGCAACAUUGCACGCCAUUUCCGACGAGAAAUGCACAGCCCUGCACGGCGUUCCCACCAUGUUUGAGGCGAUUCUCUCGUUCGAUAAACCGCCCAACUUCGACUGCUCCAAUCUCCGCACGGGUAUCAUCGCCGGCGCACCCGUGCCGCGACCUCUCAUGAAACGCCUGUUCGAGGAGCUGAAUAUGAGACAGUAUACCAGCAGCUACGGCCUAACAGAAGCAUCGCCCACCUGCUUCAACGCCCUUACAACAGACAGCAUUGAAACGCGCCUUCAGACAGUCGGAAAGGUCAUGCCGCACGCUAAAGCCAAAAUCAUCGAUGCGAACGGCGCCAUUGUCCCCGUCGGCACCCGCGGCGAGCUUUGCAUGGCCGGCUACCAAUUGACGAAGGGAUACUGGAAUAACCCAGAGAAGACCGCCGAGACACUGGUCACGGACGAAGAGGGAACGGUCUGGCUCAAGACGGGCGAUGAGGCGGUUUUCACUCCCGAGGGAUACUGUACUAUAACGGGGCGGUUCAAGGAUAUCAUCAUUCGGGGCGGUGAAAACAUCUACCCGCUUGAAAUCGAAGAGCGGCUCACGGCGCAUCCCUCUAUUUCCCUUUCAUCUGUGAUUGGGAUCCAGGAUUCAAAAUACGGCGAGGUCGUGGGCGCAUUCAUCGCCCUUGCGGAGGGCGCUAAGAGGCCGUCUGACGAUGAGCUACGGGCGUGGACGCGCGAGACCCUGGGGAGGCAUAAGGCGCCUCAGCAUGUGUUCGUGUUUGGGGAGGAGGGUGUCGACGCCACGGUUCCCGUGACGGGGAGCGGGAAAGUCAGAAAGGUGGAUCUGAGGAAGAUUGCGGCGGUGGUUUUGGAGAGACGGAGGAAUGGCCAGGUUACGGCGUGA